AAUUUCGAAGACUUCUCCAAGACUGUGACCGUUAAGCCCUUGCAAAAUCACCAAAGCACAGAGCAUGGUGAUAACUCUGGGAACAACACAUUCAUCGCAAUAAUAUCUACAAAUAACCCCUCAAAAACCCCCCAUUUUGCACUUAAAUCCAAUGGCAUACUAUUCAAUCUCGCUAGCAAAAUCACUUCAAACCCAUCUUCACAAAAACCCCAUCACUCCAAACCAAUCUUUUUCUUGUUCUACAGCUGUUUCUUGGCCUUUCAAGAAAGCCCCUUUUGGUGCCCUGAAGGCUAGGGGAGGUAAUCAAGAAGCUUAUGGGUCUGAAAUGUUGAGAAAGCCUGUGACUUCACAGGGGAAAGAGGGGGAGUCAAGAAGGGAGCUUGAUGAUGAUGAGGAGGAGGAGGAGGAGGAGGAGAAAGAGGAGGAUUUUGUGGAUUGGGAAGAUCAGAUUUUGGAGGAUACGGUUCCGCUUGUCGGGUUUGUUAGGAUGAUUCUUCACUCCGGCAAAUAUGAAAGUGGUGAUCGGUUAAGUCCAGAGCAUGAGGAAACUAUCCUGGAAAGGUUGCUUCCAUACCAUCCAGAGUGUGAUAAGAAGAUUGGAAGUGGUGUUGAUUACAUAACAGUUGGGUAUCAUCCUGAUUUCGAAAGCUCUCGCUGUCUGUUCAUAGUCCAGAAGGAUGGCAAACUGGUAGACUUCUCUUACUGGAAAUGCUUGAAAGGGUUAAUACGGAAAAAAUAUCCACUGUAUGCCGACAGCUUUAUUCUUAGGCAUUUUAGGCAGCGCAGGCGUAGUUAACUGGCCCGCCUUAAGUUCUUAGAAGUCUGCUAUUGUAUUCCCAGUCCAUUCUUGCCAUAUAUUUUGUGUACAACUAUUUUGUGCUUAAAGCAUCCCAUCUAGAUGUAGUCUGGAAAGUCUAUACACAAGGAAAUUUGGAAAAGGAGAUAAUGGAAUCUGUAUUUAUGUGAAUUGCAAUUACAGCUCUA
Molecule: messenger RNA, 984 nt
Organism: Daucus carota subsp. sativus
Lineage: Eukaryota; Viridiplantae; Streptophyta; Magnoliopsida; Apiales; Apiaceae
Product: protein DCL homolog, chloroplastic
Exons: 3
Coding region: 152-796 (214 amino acids)
Biological process (GO): chloroplast rRNA processing; chloroplast organization
Cellular component (GO): chloroplast
Source: RefSeq, a predicted model, not a curated record